Gasterosteus aculeatus aculeatus (three-spined stickleback) is the source of this 2246-nucleotide messenger RNA. Its product is annotated as serine/threonine-protein phosphatase 4 regulatory subunit 2. The record is from RefSeq and is a predicted model, not a curated record. Gene Ontology annotation, cellular component: nucleus; cytoplasm; protein phosphatase 4 complex. Lineage: Eukaryota; Metazoa; Chordata; Actinopteri; Perciformes; Gasterosteidae. Gene Ontology annotation, molecular function: protein phosphatase regulator activity.
UCAGACAUGCGCAGUCCGAUGCUCCACUUCCACUAGCUUUGUCGGGUUGCUACAUGCUAUAUGCUAACUAGCGAGCGUUUCCUGCCUGUGACAGGACACAGCUAUGGACAUCGACGCGUUAUCGGAGGCGUUUCGAGAUUUCGAGAAGACAGGCAAGAAAGAGACCUGUCCUGAACUGGAGCAGUUCUUGUGUCACAUUGCAAAGACAGGCCAGCCCAUACUUGCAUUUCCGAUAUCUUCCAGGAUCUCGUGGUCACAGUUCAAAACAUACUUUGCGUUUAAGUUGGAAAAAGUCAUGGACGAUUUCCACGCUUCUACACCAGAACAGAGAGCGCGUCAUAAUCCCAAUGUGGACUAUGUUCCCUUUGAAGAGAUGAAGGCGAGGAUCUUAAAAAUAGUGGAUGGCUACAAUGGAAUCCCAUUCACCAUCCAGCGUCUAUGUGAACUCCUCACGGACCCCAAGCGCAACUAUACAGGAAUAGAUAAGUUCCUCAUGGGUUUAGAGAAGAAUGUAAUGGUGGUCAGCUGUGUGGGCCCCACAUCAGAGAAAAAUGGGGCAUCCAGUGUAAACAGAAUGAAUGGAGUGAUGUUCCCUGGUAACUCUUCCCUAUAUUCAGACAGCCGAAAUGUAAACGGACCCGACACACCGAAACCGCUCAACCGACCGAAGUCGUCGCUGACGUCUUCCCUCUCCACAAACGGGCUCCCUGACUGUCCUGUCAGUAGAGAGCCAAUCACAGAGGAGGUGGAGGAGCACCAUAGCGGUCAUUCCUCGUCAGCAGAGGGAGAGGAAAUCACACCGAACAGCGGGAUUAAGAACAAACACCCGGCGGAGGAAGAGGAGGAUUAUGAGACUGGCGAGCACGAGGUGAAGAGGCUCAAGUUCGACGAAAAAGAAGAGGACGAAAGGGAAAGCGAAGAGAAUGAGUCGUCCUGCAGAAAAGCGCCAGAGAGCUCGCCAGAGACACCGCAGUCCUCCGAGGACUCUGGUGGUCAACGCUACACAAGUGGAGCCUCUUGUGACACACGUCCUGCUGCAGAGGAUCACGAGCCUAGUUGCACACGGACAGAACCAUCUGAAAGGGAUGAGGACUUGUCUGAGACGGGGAACGUCCACAGUGUGGAGGAGGACAGCACCGUGGCUCCGGACGCACAGCGUGCUCCAUCAGAGACGCGCACGAGCUUCGAGGGGAAUGAGGAGAGUUCUCGCAGCAUAGAGAGAGAAGGUCCACCCGGCGACAAGCAGGUCCCAUCUUCUUCUAGUUCACGUGACUUGACGACAGAAGCCAACACUGACAGUUUGAACAGCGCAGAGAUUGCGACAGAGUCUGGGGAACAUGUCUGUCCUCAAGCCCGGUCGGCAAACUGACUGGCUUCUUCUUUUUCUUCUUUUUUUUACACUGUAUGAUACCAUGUAAUGGGUCUAUCUGUAGCACUGUGAACCUCUGGACUUCAAGACCAGGAGCAAAGUGAACCUUGAUUCCUCACAGAAGGAUCUUUUGGUCCUCUUCGAUUUUAACUCGAGGUCACACACCGCCUGGUCUAAACUGGAAGGAAAUGAUUUAAAGACUAUGGAGAUUCUUUUCACUUUUUUUUAACCUCCCCCACAGAUUUUUAUAUGAACAGUAUAAUUUAACCUUUGUAACUGAACUAUCCGAUAACUUCAUUAUUCUUAAGUCAUUUGGCAUGAAUUCUGUAAAAGAUACAUUCGACGUUUUGAGUUGUAUUGCGGCUUAAGCAUUGUUGUUCUUUUUUUGGGAUUGUGCGUCUCUCCUGUUUGAUGAGGACUCAUGCCAUUAGGAAUGUGAGAUCCUUCUCUUUGCUUGUUCAAUGACCAAGCUGAAAACGUAUUUCUUACUAACAUUAUAUUGCACUUGUUUGCGUUUAACCCUUGAAGGAUGUGGAAUAUGUCACAGCUUUGCUUUAUUUUGCUUUUAUUAAGCCCAAGUUAACACACGUUAGUCCCCAUUUGUUAAGAUAAAAUAUUAGUUUGGCUCAUGGGAAGCCAUUCCUGCAUCGAAAUAUUUCAAAAUAACACAAGGUACAUUUACACUUUCUGUAUGUCAUACAUUAGUUGUACAAAUGUCCCUUUUUGAUAGCUUGGAUUUUUUUACAGUGAGCAUCUGUAAAUCUGUUUUUGUAGACUUGUAAUACGUGUCCACUGCCUCCACAGACCUGGUGAUAGCUGGACACGGAAUGCUGGAACUCGUGUCGUUCAUGGGAGGCAAUAAAUGCUAAAAAUGUGA